UAAAGAUCCUAAUACCAAUUCUUAUUUGAUCAUUAUGGAGUUAUGUAAAUGUGAUCUUCGGAAAUAUUUGGAACAGAACUUUGGGAAUAUUGAUUGGUUUGAAAAAUUACGAAUUCUAAUGGAGGCUGCUAACGGAUUAAAAACAGUACAUUCUGCUGGUCUUGUUCAUCGUGAUUUUCACUCGGGAAAUAUUUUAGUUGGCUAUAAUAAUUCUAUUUAUAUUUCAGAUCUUGGAUUGUCAUAUAAGGAUACUACAAAUUCUGUAAGCUCUGGUCCAUUAGCCAUUGUCAAAGGAGAGCGCCCACAAACAGAUAGAGAUGUGUUUAUACCUAAAUGUUACGAAGAAUUAAUGAAACAAUGUUGGAAUAAUGAUCCAUCAAAUAUGCCGAUGGCAAUGAAUUAUAUGAAAUAUCAAGAGGAUGGUAUCUUAUGGCCAUGGAAUAAUGAAUUUAUAUCAACUGCACAUUUAACAAAUGAGUUUCCAG
This is a messenger RNA of Dentiscutata heterogama, 485 nucleotides long. The record is from the annotation of a GenBank genome assembly. NCBI's taxonomy places the organism in Eukaryota, Fungi, Glomeromycota, Glomeromycetes, Diversisporales, Gigasporaceae.